Molecule: messenger RNA, 1773 nt
Organism: Cyphellophora europaea CBS 101466
Lineage: Eukaryota; Fungi; Ascomycota; Eurotiomycetes; Chaetothyriales; Cyphellophoraceae
Exons: 3
Coding region: 1-1773 (590 amino acids)
Biological process (GO): carbohydrate metabolic process
Molecular function (GO): cation binding; alpha-amylase activity; starch binding
Source: RefSeq, a predicted model, not a curated record
AUGGAAAUGCUCAGGCGCUUCUUCAUUUCACUCCUUCUCUGCACCUCUCUCGUUCUUGCGGCGGAUACUGCAGCAUGGAGAUCCCGCAAUAUAUAUUUCGCACUGACCGACCGAGUCGCACGGUCUGAGAGUGACAAUGGUGGCUCGGCAUGUGGUAACCUUGGAAACUACUGUGGCGGUACAUUCAAAGGUCUCGAGUCUAAGUUGGACUACAUCAAAGGCAUGGGGUUUGAUGCCAUUUGGAUCACACCUGUCGUCAAGAACAGCGCAGGAGGCUACCACGGCUAUUGGGCUCAAGACCUAUAUGCAGUGAACGAGAACUAUGGCACAGCAGAUGACCUGAAGAGCCUUGUUGAUGCUGCUCACGCAAGGGGCAUCUACAUGAUGGUCGACGUCGUCACCAAUCACAUGGGACAAGGUGCGAUCAGCGAUAAUCGGCCUUCCCCUCUGAACCAGGAGAGCUCAUACCACCCUUACUGCGACAUCAACUAUUCAAAUCAGGACAGCAUCGAGGAAUGUCGCAUCGCAGGACUGCCUGACGUCUACACGGAGAAAAGUGAGAUCCGAACACUCUACCAGGACUGGAUCAGAUGGCUCGUUGCCGAGUAUGGCUUCGAUGGAGUUCGCAUCGACACUGUGAAGCACGUCGAGAAGGAUUUCUGGCCCGGCUUCGCUCAAGCAGCAGGCGUCUACUCUGUAGGCGAAGUCUGGGAUGGCAAUCCAGAAUAUCUUGCUGGCUACGCAUCAUUAAUGCCUGGCCUUCUGAACUAUGCGAUCUAUUACCCAAUGAACAACUUCUAUCAACAGAAGGGCUCAGCGCAGGCCAUUGUCGACAUGCAUUCGAGGAUCGACUCUCUUUUCCCGGACCCGACCGCGUUGGCCACCUUCCUGGACAAUCACGACAACGCGCGGUGGCUGUCGCAGAAGAAUGAUGUCUCUCUCUUCAAAAACGCUCUGGCCUAUGUCAUACUUGCUCGCGGAAUCCCUAUUGUCUACUAUGGUUCUGAACAGGGUUACGCUGGUGGCGCGGAUCCGCAGAACAGAGAAGAUCUCUGGCGCUCCAACUUCAACACGGACGCAGACCUAUACCAGGCCAUCAGUCGCAUAUCUAGCGCACGUUCUGCUGCAGGCGGCCUGCCCGGCAAUGACCACCGUCAUCUAUACGUCUCCAACAACGCAUACGCCUGGAGCCGAGCCGGAGGUGACGUGAUUGUUUUCACCACGAAUACCGGCAGGGGCACGGGCGGACAGUAUUGCUUCAAUUCUCAGCGGAACAAUGGGCGGUGGAACAACGUCUUCGGCAGCGGAGUGGUCACCUCUGAUGGCAGCGGUAACCUCUGUGUGAGUAUCAAUAACGGCGAGCCUGUUAUCUUGGUCGCUGGCGAGGGAGGUGGCGGUAGCACCACUACCUCUGUGCCCACGACUACCAGAAGCUCUACGACCUCAAAUCCCACAACCUGUCCCACAGCGGUCGCGGUCAACUUCAACGUGCGCGUGACCACGCAGUUUGGUGAUACGAUCAAAGUGGCCGGAAAUGUCGCAGAGCUCGGGAAUUGGCAGCCCAAUAACGCCCGCGCAUUGGAUGCCGCCGGCUACUCGACCAGCAAUCCCGUGUGGAGUGGGGUAGUAAAUCUACCCGCUGGGCAGACGGUGCAAUACAAAUUCAUCAACGCAAGAACCGACGGGAGCAUCAGCUGGGAGAGUGACCCCAACCGCAGCUACAGUGUGCCCACAUGCCAGGCGAGUGCGACCGUCAGCGCGACCUGGCGGUAA